Molecule: messenger RNA, 1506 nt
Organism: Aphanomyces invadans
Lineage: Eukaryota; Oomycota; Saprolegniomycetes; Saprolegniales; Verrucalvaceae
Exons: 1
Coding region: 1-1326 (441 amino acids)
Source: RefSeq, a predicted model, not a curated record
AUGCUGCGGUCGCUGCGCGAGCCACCAACUCUGAGUGCCGCAUGGAACGAAGACUACGAGCAAAAGGCAGCAGAAUGGUUCGAGCUGUUCUUGGACCUCAUGAUGGUCGCCGUGUGUUCAGACAUUGCUCGGAAGCUGAACGAAAACCUGGACGGCGGGGGCCUGGCCCACUUUGUGGCUCUGUUUUGCCUCUACUUCAGCUCGUGGCAGUUGUACACGCACUACAACUCGCGGUUCAACGAAAAUAGUCUCUUGCAUUACGUGCUGCUGUUUGGGCUGCUAUGCGGCUUUGGAGGCAUGGUGCUCUCUAGCGAACCCGGCACCAUCUUCGCCACAGGUCUCCUCAUCACCAGGCUUGCAAUUGCAGGCAUGAACAUCAACACAUUUUUGCUCGUGCCAGCAGCGCGCGACUACCUUACCACUGAGCUGUCGAUGAUCGCAGUUGACGUGGUAGCCUUGGCGUUAUGCUUGCUCUUGCCCGGAACGACACUCAUCCCAGCCUACGUUGUUCUCCUGGCUGUGGCGUUUGUGGUUCGACCAAUCGUUACUCUGACACGAAGUCAGACAACGGACUCAGUGCUGCGAAUUGCUAUCAAUAUCGAUCACUACAGUGACCGGAAUGGGUGCAUGGUGCUCGUCGUAUUGGGCGAAGCAGUGCUUAAGUCGAUUCUCAACCUUGAGCAAAGUGGGAAAGGUGCCACAACCCAGUUCUACUCGACGAUGGUGCUGUCUCUCAUGGUGAUCUUCGCCCUCGCCAUCUUUUACUUUGGCGCCCAACCACCUCGGAGUCUCCACGCGAUGCGACGUGCCGUGUGGGCUGGGCUCUUGUUUACGUACGUCCAUUACGUGUUGCUCGCGGCGCUGUUGUCAUUUGGCGUCGGUGUCACUGUCUUGGCGAACAAUGUCAAAAAGGACGUGCCAGCUCACAAUGGCACCGACGUGUGGCUCAUCUUCGGCUCCAUUUCAACGUCAAUGGCUGCAAUUCUCUGCCUCCGUGUGCUGCACUUUGGUGGGCGAAGCAUCAAAGUCACGGACCCCAAGAUCGUCAAGCAGCUCAAAAUGCUCUGGUGGGCCUUUACCUUUUCGUCCCCUGUGUUGCCAUUACUUUGUGGCGGCGUGAUGUUAGUGAUGUUUCCAAAGCGAGUAGACUCGUUGGUUUUGUUGGCCAUUGCGUUUGGCUCCCUGUCGUUGCAGCUAUUUGGGGAGGCCACCGUCGUGCACUACCUCAGCAUCCAUGGCCAGCGACACGUGUGCAGUGGCACUGACGAGUGCGUCCCAGAGACGCCGCAUGAGCAGAGCUUCUUGGCCAGCGACAGCGCAGGGUAGCUUAUCAAGGCAUACACACUCGACGUGAGAGUCCUCAACGUGUCGUAUUCGACUUUGCCACCCAUCAUUCAUGAAACUCAACGGCACUUGGCACCCUCCCAGACCUCUGGUCCUGCUACAUUUCAUCACGUUCGAUGUGGUUGCUGGUAUUUGAUAUAUGCAAGGCAGUCCUCUUUACUC